Penicillium olsonii is the source of this 2643-nucleotide messenger RNA. Lineage: Eukaryota; Fungi; Ascomycota; Eurotiomycetes; Eurotiales; Aspergillaceae. The record is from the annotation of a GenBank genome assembly.
AUGCCGAAGGUCAACAGUUAUGCGCCUGCUUGGCUGUGCCGGCCCUCGCCAGGCGCAAAGUUCUUGUCCAGUUCAACCCAAACCCCAGAACAGGACUCCCAAGACGGACUCAAGCCUACUCCAGCCAGCGGACCUACGCGAACAAUCGCCAAGCGGGGGAAUGAAGUAUUCGCUGUGAUCGACAACCAGAUUCGGUGGUCAAACCUUGCCCGACUUAAAGAUCAAUGGGAACAGCAGGCCAAGCAGAAGAAGGGAUCUGCUGGGGAACCUGAAGCGAAGAGCGAUAAUGCUGAGACAUCCGGCUAUAGGGUUCUCGCUGUGCCCGUUUAUGCACCGAUCAAACAGAUCAUCCCCUCCCCCAAUGGCGCCUUUCUCGCGAUCAUCACCCUGCAGACAGUCCAUAUUGCUGUUCUCCCCGACUCUUCCCACCUUUCCUCGCCCAACUCCGAUUCCAUUCGCCUAAAGACCUACCAUUUGGGACCUACCACCCACGUCCUUCCCGAGGCACCGGUGGUUUCCGCGCUGUGGCACCCACUAGGUCUCCACAGCAACCUGGGAGGAUGUCUCGUCACCGUAACGGCGGAUGCAGCUGUGCGCGUCUGGGAGCUGGACCGCAAUAACCAUUGGUCCUUUGACCAGCCGAGCUUGGCGAUCGAUCUGAAGAAGCUGGUCGAUGGAACCUCCUGUGACCAGGAUUUCGCUCCCUCUGGAUUUGGCAAGAACAAGGGCUUUUCGGCCGAUUUCAUCGACAUGGAGGUUGCGUCGGCGUGUUUUGCUGGCAGUGGAAGCGAGAAAGAGGAUGCAUGGGCACCUAUGACCUUGUGGGUGGCUAUGAAGCCCGGCGACUUGUAUGCGCUGUGUCCUCUGUUGCCUUCCAAGUGGCAGGCUCCCCCUACAACCAUACCCUCCCUUUCUGCGACGAUCGUUCCAAAGCUUGGGGUCUUGGAGCAGGAGCCCGAGGACUCGGACGAGGGAUUGAUUGCCUGUCGCCAGCAGUACGAUUGGCUGGCUGAAAUCGACGAGCAGGAGUCCUUAGUUUUGCCCUCCAGCGCCGGAAACAUCCCAGGCGCAGAGAUAUUUACUCGCCCGGCCAACCCCAGUGCCAUCCCUAGGUUGCAGGGCCCAUUCCGUUUCGAAACCGGCGACGAAAUUGACGAUCUGGAUCUCUGCGACAUCCUUGUUAUUGCGGCCGGUCUGAACGUCGAGGAUCUUAUGAUGGGCGAGGAAGAGGAACUGGCUGUUGAAGCUGCAGACCAAGAAAAGCUCUCGGCGACAGUUCUGUCCCUCACCAGCACGAACGGCCGCGUCCAUGUUUGCCUAGAACUUGACGGCGUCCAGGGACAGUGGCUUCCCAAGGCCAAAAAGAACUCAUUCCGAACACCUCUUUCCGAGCCUGCUGACCUGGUCUUGGUGGAAUCUUUGGAUACUAUCAGAGAUCCCCAGGAUUCAACCACAUGGCCCACUUUCACUAAGGAUGUUCACUCCCGAUACUCUUUCUUUGUCACAACCGCAAAGAACGUGGUUUACCUCUCCUUGUCAGAUUGGAUCCAACGACUGGAAGCCGAAUUGCAGACCGAAGACACUGCAGGCUCCGCUUUCCGCCUUCAAGUUCUCUGCGACGGAAACGUCACCAAGAGAGAGAGAAUCUUGCAGGUUCCCGACGCUGAUAUCUCAUCUCAAAAUGAUCACCUCGCCGGGUCGUUGGUUUUCGAUGACUUCGACCUCGGCUACCUGCUCCUCACUUACCACCCAUCCGGCCCUCAUGCAGCCUUGAUGAACUCCCCGGAAAACUCUCUUACUGUUGCUUUGGACAAAUCGAUUUAUGAGCAACGGGCACCGGCACCGAGCAUGCCGACUCAGCCCCCCAGCCGGGCCCCAUACCAAGUCCCCGCUGUAUUCUAUGCCGCCUCUCCAUUGGACUCAUUCAUCGAGAAACACGUUCCCCAUCGCCAGCGCCACACGCUGAAGGAACAAGUCCGGUUGUCUCCCGCCACAUUGGACCUCGUAGCCACUGCCCACCGUGUUUUGUCCGCGCACACCAACGCCCUUGAGCGUGCUGCCUCAGACCUCUUCCGCCGAUGCGAACGACUGCAGGGCGAAAUGAAGGACCAGUUAAAGCAGCUUUCAGACGUUGCAGAGCGCGUCAAGGGCGUCACAAGCGAGAUUGGCGAAGAUGGAAGUCGGAAGGAGGGGGUCCGGUCUGGAAAUGCUUUGGACAAGAGACUCCAAGCCGCCCAGGACAAGCAAAGCGAACUCACCCGCCGCUACGAGGCAUUGCGUUCGAAGGUUCUGAACUCCGGUGGUCGCCCGCUGAGCGAGAAGGAGAAGUCCUGGGUUCGAGAAGUCAAGGCAUUGUCUGACUCUUUGCGGCCGGACAACGAUCAAGAAGAGGAUCACCAACUCGUUCCGCGAAUUGAAACUGUCAAACGCCUUGCUUUAGAUCUUAUGGCCCAGACCAAGUCCAUCUCUAGCAAUAUGCCCUCCCCCGACCCUAGCAGCCCGGCUUCCCCCAGUGGCCAGCCCAAGGUGCCGCAGCGUUUGCAGCGCGCCAAGGUUGCGGACGCGAUGAGGAUGGUCGAACGAGAGUCUGCUGUUAUUGACGCUAUAACUUCGCGCCUGGAACGACUCAACACUAGUCUGUGA